Messenger RNA from Terrapene triunguis (Three-toed box turtle), 1088 nucleotides. RefSeq lists its product as uncharacterized. Gene Ontology annotation, biological process: DNA integration. The record is from RefSeq and is a predicted model, not a curated record. NCBI's taxonomy places the organism in Eukaryota, Metazoa, Chordata, Testudines, Emydidae. The annotation marks the transcript as partial. The transcript has a single exon. Gene Ontology annotation, molecular function: RNA-DNA hybrid ribonuclease activity; RNA stem-loop binding.
GCUCGGGUAGCUCAGUAUCAGGCAAAGCUUGUAGAAAAUCCUGAAGUUACCUUACAGACCUGUCCCUCCCUUAACCCAGCUACCUUGUUACCGGAGACAGAGGAGCAGGAACACGACUGUUUGGAGGUCAUAGAUGCUCAAUACUCCAGCCGCCCAGACUUAAAAGAUCAACCCCUCCUGAAUGCUGAUUAUGAGUGGUAUACCGACGGCAGUAGUACAGUUGUAAAUGGGCAAAGGAGGGCUGGCUAUGCUGUUGUAUCUGUUCACGAAACUGUGGGAGCAGAGGGUUUACCUGCUGGGACAUCAGCCCAGCUGGCUGAAUUGGUAGCCUUAACCCGUGCACUUGAACUGUCAAAAGGGAAAAGAGUUAACAUUUUUACUGAUUCCAGAUAUGCCUUUGGAGUACUACACGCCCAUGCUGGUUUAUGGAAGCAACGAGGAAUGUUGACAGCUCAAAGCUCUCCUGUCAAACAUGGAUCCCAGAUUCUCCGGCUUUUAGAAGCAGUGCAGCUCCCCUCAGCAGUAGCAGUGGUACACUGCAAGGCUCAUCAAAAGGAAGAGCAAGAUGUGGCCAGAGGUAAUGCUAGAGCGGAUAGGGAGGCCAAGCGAGCUGCUACCCUCGAACCAUUGGAAGCUGAAGAUGCCCAUAUGCAUGCCCUCAUCCCAUCAGUGGGGGAGCUCCCGAUCCCUCAGUACUCUGGCGAAGAAAGGAACCUGGCAGGCAGGCUCGGUCUCCAGGAAAAAGAGGGGUGGUUCCACUCCCUGGAAGGAAAGAUCCUAUUACCAAAGGGCCUAAUUCGGCCGGUGUUGCAGCAGCUACAUCAAACCACUCACGCAGGGAGAGAGGCUCUCUCUCAGCUAAUGGGUAAAUAUUUUUUAACCUCUGGACUUAGGCCUCUGGCCUCCCAGGUGCAGGCUGAAUGUUUAGUCUGCCAGAAGAACAACCCUCGACCGGGAGUGUCAGUGUUGCCAGCCACUUUGGAGCCUACCCCAGGCCCGGGACUGGUUUGGCAAAUAGAUUUUACUGAGUUCCCCCGGACCCAAGGAUUCAGAUACCUCCUUGUCUUGGUAGAUCGAUUCAGCGGAUG